Equus quagga is the source of this 7499-nucleotide messenger RNA. It is a transcript of the gene GPR137B, whose product is annotated as G protein-coupled receptor 137B. Gene Ontology annotation, biological process: regulation of autophagy; negative regulation of osteoclast differentiation; negative regulation of bone resorption. The transcript is spliced from 8 exons. Lineage: Eukaryota; Metazoa; Chordata; Mammalia; Perissodactyla; Equidae. The record is from RefSeq and is a predicted model, not a curated record. Gene Ontology annotation, cellular component: lysosomal membrane. The coding region runs from base 219 to 1433 and encodes 404 amino acids.
CUGGGGGCGCGCGGCGCUGCCGGGGGUGGGGCGCCCGGGGGCGCGCGGGGGCGGCGGGCGCGCGGCUGCCAAUCGCAGACAAAGGCCGCCCAGUGAAUCAUGUGGUGCCGGGGGAGGAAGUGCGGCUUGUUUUCUUUCCUCCAGUCGCCGGGCUGCGGGCGGAGCGCGAUGCGCGGAGACCCCCGCGGGGGCGGCGGCGGGGGCGGCCGCGAGCCCCGAUGAGGCCCGAGCGCUCCCGGCCGCGCCGCAGCGCCCCCGGCCCGAUGGAGGCCCCGCCGUGGGACCCCCUGCGCAACGACUCGCUGCCGCCCACGCUGACCCCGGCCGUGCCCCCCUACGUGAAGCUCGGCCUCACCAUCGUCUACACCGUGUUCUACUCGCUGCUCUUCGUGUUCAUUUACGUGCAGCUCUGGCUGGUGCUGCGCUACCGCCACAAACGGCUCAGCUACCAGAGCGUCUUCCUUUUCCUCUGCCUCUUCUGGGCCUCUCUGCGGACCGUCCUCUUCUCCUUCUACUUCAAAGACUUCGUGGCGGCCAAUGCGCUCAGCCCCUUCGUCUUCUGGCUGCUCUACUGCUUCCCCGUGUGCCUCCAGUUCUUCACCCUCACGCUCAUGAACUUGUAUUUCACGCAGGUGAUUUUCAAAGCCAAGUCAAAAUAUUCUCCAGAAUUACUCAAAUACCGGUUACCCCUCUACCUGGCCUCGCUCUUCAUCAGUCUCGUUUUCCUGUUGGUGAAUUUAACCUGCGCCGUGCUGGUGAAGACUGGACAUUGGGAGAGGAAGGUGAUUGUCUCCGUGCGCGUGGCCAUUAAUGACACGCUCUUCGUGCUGUGUGCCGUUUCUCUCUCCAUCUGUCUCUACAAAAUUUCUAAGAUGUCCUUAGCCAACAUUUACUUGGAGUCUAAGGGCUCCUCCGUGUGUCAAGUGACUGCCAUCGGUGUGACUGUCAUCCUGCUUUAUGCCUCCCGAGCUUGCUACAACCUGUUCAUCUUGUCAUUUUCUCAGAGCAACAACGUCCACUCCUUUGAUUACGACUGGUAUAAUGUGUCAGACCAGGCAGAUCUGAAGAAUCAGCUGGGAGAUGCCGGCUAUGUAGUAUUUGGAGUGGUCCUUUUUGUGUGGGAGCUCUUACCUACCACCUUAGUAGUUUACUUCUUCCGAGUUAGGAAUCCUACAAAGGACCUUACCAACCCUGGAAUGGUCCCCAGCCAUGGAUUCAGUCCCAGAUCUUAUUUCUUUGACAACCCUCGAAGAUACGACAGUGACGAUGACCUCGCCUGGAACAUUGCCCCUCAGGGACUUCAGGGAAGUUUUGCUCCAGACUGCUACGAUUGGGGACAACAAACCAACAGCUUCCUGGCACAAGUAGGAACUUUACAACCAGAGUCAACUUUGGAUCCUGACAAACCAAGCCAUGGGUCCCUCAGAUUCUGAGCUCCUCGCUGGUAGACUCUAAAUACAGUUGACAUCCCGAGAGCCAAUUGCAACUCCAGUGUUGAAAGUUAUAAUGUAGCAGAAUCUCAACAGACUGCAUACAGGUAAUUGGCUCCUUAGAGCUCUUUAAGGCCCAGAUGGUUGGUUUCUCCAAGAAUCUCCUAAAUUUUGCCGCAAGUUCAAUACACUUCAAUGAAAAAAUGUUGAUAGAGUUGACUUACGCUAUUAAACCUCCUCUGCUAUAUUUAGAGAUUUUGCAUAGUUUCCAGCCCAGUGAAAUCCAACAUCCAUCACCUCAGGACUUCAGCAAGCCUGCACCUUGCCCAACUUGCUGAACAUUUGUUACAUUCAAGGAACAAAGAAGAGGUUUUCAAAAGGGGAUUAAUAAAAAAUAGCCCUGGCCCUUGAGCCAAAAGACUAUGUGGAAUCCUAACAGUUUUCCUGUUAUUUCCAACCAUAUUUAAAAUAAUGCCCUUUAUUUUUAAAUAGCUCAGAAAGCAGCCUACUGGAAGCUGCUUGUUUAAAAUGGGAGGAGCACUGCAGUAUUCCAUAGCACGAUUCCUGCCUCCCAGCUGUGUAAAACGGCGCGCUCCAGACAACUGUUGAUAAGUCGUCUUUCAGUUAGAUGAAACUCACGUCAAGAAAUAUACUAGUUCCCCAACCAUAAGUGCCAUUCUGAAACUUCCAAGAUACAUAUAUUCUGCAGUUGUAAAACUGUCUCUAAUAGGAGACUGGUACAUGGCUCUGUCAGGGAGCUUAAAUGCUCUGAUUUUCUAUACAAUAGAUAGGUACUAGUGGAAGUACUGUUAGGAGAAAGGAUUCUGCUCCGCCUAGGAAAUCUCACAUCCCGGGACAGAGGGAGGAGCAGAUGAAAAGGAACUUACAUUAAUAAGCUCUGCCUACAUGAUGAAAGCCAUUUCACAUGUCUCUUUCUUCCCAUUUUUGUCUUCAGGAAUAAUUUAUCUCUGGGCAUUGACUUCACAGAGAUGAAGUCUACUGCUCUCACCUUGAUGGUAUUUAAAACUGGGCUCUCAAGUUUUAAAUGGGUCACGAUUGUGUUUUUCCUUUGUAUAGGACAUCUUUACCCUGCUUAAUCCCACAUAACAACAUUCUUGCCUUUCAGUAUAUGGAAGAAUUUGGGUCACAUAUUUAAAAUAGUUACCAUCAGGGAAAAUUCAACACUGAAGCAAAAUUUGCACUGAUCAUUCACAUUGCCUUAAAAUAUUCUAAGUUGUUAUUCUAAAUAGCUUUCAGAAUACCCUCUUCUCACACUGUCUUUGUUACUAAUACUUAGGAAAACUUAAAGGCAGACUCAGCAUAUGUUUAACACUGCCCUAAAUCAUGCUUUCAGAAAGUACCACAGUUCUUCAGUAUUAGGUCAUUCAAGGGUAGAUAUAUUUUAAAAAAUACAGUGAUAAAAAUAGCACCAAAAUCAUGUAAUUAUACUCAUCCUAUGAUGUAUAAACACUUUAUUAUUCUCUUAGUACUGGCAGGAAAACUGAAAUACCCAGCCUUAACUGAUAAAAGCCAUAAUCUAUUUUUAUGAUGAAGUUGCUAGUAUUUAUUUGAACUAUUAUUUUUUAUUGGAAAGAAUAAAAAUAUUCUAAGUGCCUGUUUUUCUCUUCUUCCCCUUUUUUAAAAGUAAUGCUAAAGCACAAGUGUCAUGACACAUCUAGAAUAGAAAAAACUACGAUUGUAUCAAACUGUCUUUCUCUCACAGUAAAUGAUCGGGUACACCCUGUGAAAUGUUGCAGGUGUGGUAUGGAAAGGAAAGUUAAAAUUCCCUUUAGCUCCUGACUUUACUUGUGCUGCUAAGUACACUAACAAAACUACUCGUUAUGUGAAAUAUUAAAGGCUGAGAGAAGGCAAGGAAUGGUGAUUACUGGUUCUAAAAUAUCCAAAAGUCCUCUUGUGUUAAGCCAACAUGAUGAAAUUAACACCCUGAUAAUUUGAAAGUUAAAAAGGGAUGGACAAGAGUCACUGAACAUUUUGUACCAUCAUUUAUCUAAGGCCGAUUCAACACUAAAAGGGUGAGUGUGAAUGCUUCUGUGCAUCUGUUGGAAAUAUGCAAAAUAGAUGUCCACUUGUGCAGUCAUUUGUCUAAGAAUUCCAACUGAUGUGUGUAGAUAUCUUUCAUUGGCUCUUUGUCCUUUUUACAAUUAACCUGUUUAAUUGAGCUGAUGAUUAAACAUCCAGUGUGUGUUACACAGAGCUGUGGACUCUAAGAAGUUUUGAUUCUUACAAUGUACACCUCAAGCACAUUUAGUUAUGCCAAUUCUUUCUUGAAUGUAUCAGGCACGUUGUUAAUAACGAUGCUGGUUACCAUGUUUAGCUGCUUAGAGCAGGCACACUUGCUUGUGCAUCCCCAAAUUUCCUCUUUUACCAAAAAUCCAAGAGAACUGCUCUUUGCUGGGCUCGAACAUUAACCCCUAUUAAGAGGAAAGGAACAAGCAUUAGUAAACCCUAGAGCGUGAGAAGUACUUUAAGAGAAAGCUUCUCAUUUAUAUUUACAUACUGGAUAUUAUUAGAAUAUUGCUUUUAUUUUUUUUAACAAUAAGGGUGAACUUACAUUAGAACUAAAUGGGUCUUAAUAUUUGAAACUUUAUCAGGAUUUCUAACUAAAAAACUUCGUUAAAAAAAUGCUUUCACUUUAGGUUACUGCAUGAUAAAACAUAGAUUAGUAUAGGUCUGGUCAGAGACACAUCUAAUAUUUGUUUCCACUUUUUAUCCCAUGCAAGUGAGAAUUUUAUUAAUUAAAAACAUUUCUAACUGUGCAUAAGGCACUUAAGACUUCUCGUGGUCCAGAUGGAGGAGCUAUUAGAAAGGAUCAGGCUAAAAUAGUGGAAUUCUCACAAAGACUAUAAAUAAACUGAUUAAAGUGAGGAAGCAUUUAUGUAAAAAGGGACAAUGAAGAUAAGGGAAUGGAAUUCAGUCAACAUCUAUUGAGUGCCUACUAUGUGCUAGAUAUUGGGCUAGAUACUAGUCACGUGUCUGUGGGUCCAGUCUGUAAACACAGCCACACCCUUACAUUAACCCUGCUCUUGGCCUUUAGCAGGGAUAUAUGAAGAGCCCUUGCACCAAAGGGUCAGAAUUCUUUUAAGUCUGCACAUGAUGUCCCCAUGCCCCCAACCUAGAUUUCGGUGUUGAUUCCCCAUACCUGUUACCUAGCUCCUCUGGCCUGGGCCCUGAUGGUGGGUUCAUUCAGGGUUCUGAGACUGGCUGCCCAGGUCAUCAAGUGGGGGUGGUUCAAAGUCCUCAGAUCCAAAUCCAGUGACUCAGCAGCUCCUAACGGUAUCUACCUGGUUCCUCCAAAGCGGGCUUUGUUCCCUCUAUUCUUUGACUUGUGGCUAGGACCUAUCCUCCAUUUUCCCAGAAAUUGACUCUACCUUGCCAACAUUAAUUCUUCAGCCUCCAAUCCUGGUCUGCCCUUUUGGACCUUGGCUGCCCUACCACACAGAAUAUUAGACUCUAUCUCCAGAAUGGAUUUCCUGCCUCUGAACUUUAGCCUAGUCAGAACUGGCGAUCAGAUGCCUGCUGUCUUCAGCUAGAUCUGUGAUCUGUUUUUCUUUAGCCUAUAUGAGCCACAAAGUCCCUUCCUUUCUCUCCUGAUCCCUGUCGUCGUGAAAUUUCUUGACUCUGCACCUCAAUUUCCCAUGAACCUUGCUAACCUACAACAGUCUCUCCAGGCUCUUUGCAGUCCCGAGUCAUGGUGCUCCUUGAAGGCAUUCAUUGAGUUAUAAAAAGGGCACAUUCAGGAUAAACAAAUAAUGCUUCACCAGGGCCAUUCAAUUUGUGUUAGAGUAGCCUUGGUGUGCUAUCCCCUUGGUGAAUUCACUAGCCCAGAGUUUGGGCUUUGGGUUUGCACACUUAAAACCUCUCAAAGGGUGCAGAACACUUCCUCAUUUGGAAGUAUAUUCUGUGGAGGAAAACCACAUGGAAAGUUAAAUUAUAUCAGAAUGUUGCAUGGUGAAUGCUGACUCUGCUCUGACCAAGGGCUGUUAGGUGGACAAUUUUAAGGAAUCUGUGACAACUUAAUGGCCUUGUCAAGCAGAUCAAGAUUCACUCACAUUGAGGGCACCUUCUCCACUAGACACGUUUCUAUGUUAGCUCUUCCUCUUCAAAUGAUACAUUCUUUCUCUGGGGUCAUUCUCACUAUAAACUAGAUGGAACCUAGUUAGGUAAUAGACUUCAGACAUUACAUGAUGGCAGGGAUAUUUUUUUUCUUCACUGCUACAUUCCCAAUGCCUAGAACAGUGAAUGAAGUCAAAUCCUGUUCUUUUGGUAGAUAUCAUCUUUUUUUUUUAAUAAGGUAAUUUCUUGCACUCACACUUUUAUCCACUGCAUAUUCAUUUUACAAUUAAAUGACUCAUUUAAGAGCCCCUCCCUGUUUUCUUAUGAAUCUUUGACAGACAUCCAACUUUUGGACAAAGAAUUCAUAAUGGAAUAAAAGAAGAAAUAAGGAUUUUUAUAAAGAUAAUUCUCCAAUCAUUCUUAGAUACUAAGUCUAACGUAAAAGCACUGAGAUAAAAUUCUGUCUACACAGGCACCACAGGUCCUGUCUCUUUGCCCUCACCUGUUUGGGCACUGGCAAAUAGAAUACUGAAAUAAUUAAUACAAGAGGUCUUAAAAAGUAGAUCUUUAUCACGUACAGUAUCAAAUUAAAAGAAGAGUGAUACAUUAAGUGGUUAAAAAUGCAACCCUCCAGAAAAAAACACUUGAGUUGGGCAGAGUUUUAGCAAUGAUCCAUGUGUUAACGGAUUUUUUAAAGCUCAUGUAGAAUAAACAAGAAUAGCUAAAGAAAACCGUACAAAAUAAAUAAAGGUUGGGGAGGGAGAAGGAGAAGGGGGUACUACACACCAGAUAUUAAAACACAGACCCUGAGUAAUUAAAACAAUGUGGUACUGGAGCAUGAGUAAACAGACCAGCAAAACAGCAAGAGAAGCCAGAUAUACAGCCAAGUCCAUAUGGGAUUGUAGAUAUGAUCAACGUAGCAUCUUAAACUAGUGAGGAAAAGAUGAACUGUUCAAUAAAUGGUAUUGGAAUAACUAGGUAAUCAUCUGGGAAAAAACAAGAUUGGAUUCAUAACUUACACCUCAUACCAGGAUACACUUCAAAUGAAUCAAAAUUUAGAUAAUAAAAAAAAAACCAUACAAGUCCUAGAAGGAAAUAUAGGUGAAUUAUUGCUGUGGACUGACGAAGGCAUUCUAACUAUGACUCAAAAGUCCAGAAACCACUAAAUUAGACUACAUAAAAAUUAGAAAUUUGCAUGGAAAAACCACCAUAAGCAAAUUCAAAAGACAGACGACAAAUUAAACAAAAAAUGUAGAGGGCUGGGCCCAUGGCCGAGUUCGGGUGCUCCGCUUCCGUGGCCCAGGGUUUCGCUGGUUCAGAUCCUGGGCACGGACAUGGCACUGCUCAUCAAGCCAUGCUGAGGCAGCGUCCCACAUGCCACAACUAGAAGGACCCAAACUAAAAUAUACAACUAUGUACUGAGGGGCUUUGGGGAGAAGGAAAAAUAAAAAAUAAAUAAAAUCUUUAAAAAAAAAUGUACAGCUCAUUACACUCAAAGGGUUAAUAUCCCUAACAAAGCACUCCUCGAAAUUGAUAAAAGAUCAACAGUGCAGUAGAAAAAUGGGCAAAAGAUAUGAACAGAAAAGGAAAUACAAAUGGCUCUUAAACAUAUUAAGGGUAGUCAGCCUUACUCGUAAUAAGAAAAAUACAAACUAAAUCACAUUGAUAUAUAAUUUUGUAUCUAUCAGAAUGGCAAAAAUCCAACUUUUUAAUAACAACUACUGGUAAGGAUGUGGGUAAGCAGGAAUUGUCUUAAAUUGCAGAUGUGUAAGUGAACUGGUAACCACCCCUUAUGGAGGGCAAUAUUCUAACGUCUUUCAAAAUUAGAAAUGCACAUGGUCUUUAACCCCAAAAUUCCACUUUGGGGUAUUUAUUCUACAAGUACAUACAUCUGAAAUGACAUAAAUACAAGGUCUGGCAUCAAUCCAAAUGCCCACUAAUAGGGAACUGGUUAAAUGAUUGCGAAUUCCUAUAAUGGACUACCAAGCAGUUACU